ACAGAGACUGGGGGAGAGAGUGGGAGCUGCAGGCUGUUAGAAACAGAGUGAAAAGGAGAGACCAGCAGCACUAGGCAGCAUCACUUCUGUCUCUAUCUGUCAUCUGUUGGAUGUUCCUUGGCACAGCUGUAUGGGUGCUGCUGCCUGCGAGUGGAUCCUCUCGCUCGGUGACUUUGAGUGCCUUAGUGCGUAGCCCACAUUAGAGUGUCCCAGCAGCUACGUACAAGUCUGUUUUGAACUGUUCUGGUUAUGGUGUUGCCACACAUUAGUGAAGGUUUGACCAGUUUUUCUGUGGACUUGACUCAACACCAAUGAUCCCCAGCCAUCCCUGGCAUACCCUCUCAUUAAGAUGGGAAAUGCUUCUGAAACAUUUCUGCUUGUGUCAAGAAUAUCAAAAGAUCUUGACUUCCUCAUGGGAACUAUCUACACCAUUUUUGGGAUGCUAUCGGUGGUGGGAAAUGGUAUCCUGAUGUUUGUGGCCUAUAGAAAGAAGUCCUCCCUGAAGCCUGCAGAGUUCUUUGUGGUUAACCUGGCUGUCAGUGACCUGGGAAUGACCAUAUCCCUGUUUCCAUUGGCUAUCCCCUCAGCCUUUACUCACAUGUGGCUUUUUAAUGAGACAACCUGUAUUGUCUAUGCCUUCUGUGGUGUUCUGUUUGGACUGUGUAGUCUGACCAACCUUAUGGUGCUCUCAUGUGUCUGCUGGCUCAAGGUCUGCUGCCCAAACUAUGGUAACAAGUUCUCCUACUGCCACGCAUGCCUUCUGGUUGCUGGGACCUGGUGCUACUCUGGAAUUUUUGCUGUAGGUCCCCUGUCAGGCUGGGGAGACUACGGGCCCGAGCCUUACGGUACAGCAUGCUGCAUCAACUGGCAUUCUCCAAGCCAAGACUCUGCAGCUAUGAGCUACAUCCUCUGCCUCUUUUUCUUCUGCUACAUUGUGCCCUGCACUGUCAUCUUUCUGUCCUACACAUUCAUUCUGCUGACCGUCCAGGGCUCCCAGCAGGCAGUGCAGCAGCACAUGUCCCCACAGAACAAAAUCCCCAAUGCACAGGCAUUUAUCAUUAAGAUUUCAGUGGCAGUUUGCAUUGGUUUCCUGACAGCAUGGAGUCCAUAUGCCAUUGUGGCCAUGUGGGCAGCCUUUGGUAACCCAACAACUGUACCACCCAUGGCUUUUGCUCUUGCAGCUAUCUUUGCCAAGUCCUCCACCCUUUACAACCCUAUUAUCUAUCUGGUCUUCAAGCCCAACUUCCGCAAGUCCCUGUGUCAGGAUGUGGCCAAGUGCAGGACGACACUCUGUGGCUGUCUGUGUCAGGACAGCUUUGUACAGAAGGGAACUUGCAGGAAAUCCAGGUUCUCAAAUGGGCUACCGGAGAACCACCGGACCUGCAGAGACUGUCCUUACCCUGAAACAGUUAUAGUACCAGAGAAAACUUUACAAAAUACAGCCCCCAGCAGACUUUUAAAGGAUCAAUACAAUUUAAGGGUUGCUGUUAGUCAGCUCUCCAAUGAGUUGCAGAGUGACUUCCUUUAGGGAACAAACAAAGUCCGACAGUGGGAAGGCAAAUAAAAAGAGGAGUAAGGGAGAAAAAGACAGCAAGAAUGAAGGUCAAAGGACAUUAACUGCAAGGAAAAACAGUUUUUCCUUUUCUUUUUGUGAAAAACAAAAAGAUAACCAUUGAAUGAAGGAAAAGAGUUUAAAACUUUAAAAGUCAAAGUUAAGAACUCCAAAAUGGUGAUCUUGCCAAAAAAAGGCAAAAAAGUUAGAAACCAAUAGAGAAGGAUAAGUGAGCUGAACAGCCAACAUGCAACCACAAUAUUUAAUCAGGUCAAAAUAACGCACUUCAAUAACUAUCCGAUCACCUUGACUGAUCAACAUUGAGCUUUUAUGUAUUCGUCACGACUACUGUAGUUCAUGAUG
Molecule: messenger RNA, 1915 nt
Organism: Etheostoma cragini (Arkansas darter)
Lineage: Eukaryota; Metazoa; Chordata; Actinopteri; Perciformes; Percidae
Gene: opn7b
Product: opsin 7, group member b
Exons: 6
Coding region: 350-1528 (392 amino acids)
Biological process (GO): G protein-coupled receptor signaling pathway; visual perception
Cellular component (GO): membrane
Molecular function (GO): G protein-coupled receptor activity
Source: RefSeq, a predicted model, not a curated record